CUUCCUCCUUUGGUUGCAGGCAGUGUGUAUUGUUCUCGCAGCAACAUUAAGUUUUGUACAGCUGAGCAUUAGUGUUUGUAAAAGAAAAGGGAACUUCACUCGCUUGAUGGCCAUUGAAAGACAGGAGCAGUGAACUGAGCCCAGAGGUGGCGUUCUUUAUGCCCUGGACGUGCUGGACACUCAUUGGGAUGAGGUAUCUUCUCCAAUACGUCGCGUGUUUCUUCGCCUUCUUCUCUGCUGGGUUUUUGAUAGCAGCCACCUGGACAGACUGUUGGAUGGUGAAUGCUGACGACUCACUGGAGGUGAGUACGAAGUGCCGUGGCCUGUGGUGGGAAUGUGUCACCAACGUGUUCGAUGGGAUUCAGACCUGUGAUGACUAUGACUCUAUAUUUGCUGAGCACCCCUUGAAGCUGGUGCUGACCAGAGCCAUGAUGAUCACAGCAGACAUCCUGGCGGGGUUUGGAUUCGCUUUCCUGCUCCUGGGACUUGACUGUGUCAAAUUCCUCACGGACGAGCCCACCAUCAAGCUGCGCAUCUGUCUCGUGUCUGGAGUUAUGUUGCUCAUAGCAGGCUUCCCAGGCCUUAUCGGCUCAGUAUGGUACGCCCUCGAGGUGUACAUGGAGCGCUCCUCCCUGGUUUUGCACAAUGUGUUUCUGGGCAUCCAGUAUAAGUUUGGCUGGUCUUGUUGGCUCGGAAUGGCUGGGUCCCUGGGCUGCUUCUUAUCUGGGGCUGUGCUCACCUGCUGCGUGUAUCUCUUCCGAGAUGUUGGCUCUGGGAGGUUCUACUCCUCUAAUUCCUUGAGGAAGAUGUAUUCCCCCGCUGGAACAACUGUGGCAAACACAUACUAUCCAUCGUCUCAGACAGCGACUGCCAAAAUGUACGCAAUGGACACCAGAGUGUGAGGCGCGGGAAACGAGGAGAUUAGUGCUCUGCUUUUAUUUUGAACUGCUUAUUCAGAGGCCUGGCCUGCAGCGCUUGUGAGCGGGAUGCUAAGUCGCGCCUCACAGAUACGUGCAGAAUGGCCUGUAUGGGGGCUUGAGAUAAAAUCAUCAUCUUCAGAAACAAAGCAAGAAAGCAGCUUCCAGGAAGGAUCAUGAAUGCAGGACUCCCACUGGGUUGCGUUCUGAGAGGUGCUAAAUACCAGCUGAAUUCCGUUAAUUUUGCUGUUCAGCCUCAGUCAGAAUUUGGUCCAUUGACUUCACUGUGAGUUGAAAGAAAUCAGUUCUUUGCUGGCAUGGGCACCUACAUGUUGUAUAAAGAAACCAAAACAAUAAGGGUGGGGGUGGGGGCGGGGGGGGGGGGUUAAAUCACAGAGCUAAUCCGUGUGUGAUAAGGUGCUGACAGACCAGGGGGACCACACAUAUGAGCCUCUGCUGAGAGGCGGAUGGGCCGCCAGGUCGACAUCUGGAAUCCAUGUAGCCAGGACAUAGGCGUGUCCUCUCCUUGACAGCAACAACAGAUCAGUACAGAAGGGAACGGGCUGUACUAACCUGCACCCUCCCCUGCCGUCUGUGCCUUAGGGCUUGCCCACAAAUCACCAGCUGGAGCAAAUGCUGUUUGCUCAGAUUCAUUCUGCCCUGCGAAAUGCAAACCUCUUCACCCAGUGUCGAGUAGCUGAUCAGUCAACCCAUUUGGGAUUCUCUGUUGCCCAGCUCUGGAAAUCCUAAUUCAGUACUUAUCCAUUCCCUUCCUGCGUCACACAAGGACAACAUGGGUGAGGAUGCAGAACUGGCCUUGUCUCAUGAUGAAUGGAUUGACUAGGAGCUGAUAUAACCGACUGUAAAAUCCCUUUGAUCUGAACCCCCUUUAAAUCAAAACACUUCCUUAUCUGAGUCAGAGCUAUUUUACUGGGCAUGAAAUCUACAGCCCUUAUGUCGGGCGUGGGUAGGCCUUUCUUCAUUAGGGAAAAAAAUGGUGUUUUUAACAAAUUCGCUAACACAAGUUAAAAUCCCAGUGUAGGCAGGGCAAUUUUCAACACGGUUGCUAGUCGCAGCAGACCGUGGGUGGGAUCCCAAGUUUAACUCACCCAGUUUAGCAGGUGUUAAGCCGACACUCCUUGUCUAGCCAAGAGUUUUAGAGUGUGUGUUUGGCGUAUGUUAGCUAAUGUGACAGCAUUGCAUUUUUACCCCCAUCGAGACAAGGUGCUGGGCACGUCCUCCGACUAUUAGAACCGCUCUCUUGGGUCCAAGGGACGUGAUGAGUGUCCUUUAGGUGUAUAAAGACCAGUGCUUUAUGGAAAAAUACCCAUCGUUUGUAAAUAACCCCUUUGAUUAGUUUAUUUCCUUCUCUGUAAGUGGAUACUGAUUUCCAAUUGCAGCACACCCAAUAAAAUGGUCUUGUAAUAAAACAAUUAAAUCUGUA
Messenger RNA from Chelonia mydas (Green sea turtle), 2361 nucleotides. RefSeq names its product claudin 16 (gene CLDN16). The transcript has 5 exons. Gene Ontology annotation, cellular component: plasma membrane; bicellular tight junction. Lineage: Eukaryota; Metazoa; Chordata; Testudines; Cheloniidae. Gene Ontology annotation, biological process: bicellular tight junction assembly; cell adhesion. Bases 159 to 902 code for a protein of 247 amino acids. The record is from RefSeq and is a predicted model, not a curated record. Gene Ontology annotation, molecular function: structural molecule activity.